Messenger RNA from Labrus mixtus (cuckoo wrasse), 4719 nucleotides. RefSeq names its product wingless-type MMTV integration site family, member 4 (gene wnt4). The transcript is spliced from 6 exons. Gene Ontology annotation, molecular function: cytokine activity; frizzled binding. The coding region runs from base 565 to 1623 and encodes 352 amino acids. Gene Ontology annotation, cellular component: extracellular region. The record is from RefSeq and is a predicted model, not a curated record. Gene Ontology annotation, biological process: neuron differentiation; multicellular organism development; cell fate commitment. NCBI's taxonomy places the organism in Eukaryota, Metazoa, Chordata, Actinopteri, Labriformes, Labridae.
UCCACUCAGCCAGACGCACCGAGAGACGGUGGUGUGUGAGGAGGACCCGUGCGUAUUUACGCUCAGUGCGUUCAUGUGUAGGAAGAGAGAGUUGGAGAAACGGAAGAAAGUUCCGCGUGUUUGAGAGCAGGACCUUCAGAUAAGCCUUCAGAGAGGAGGAAGAACACCUUUUUUUUUUGGCUUUAAUUUGACUACUUCUCCAUGCGCUCUACCCGUUGGCGUUAACGCACAGCGGACAGGGAAAGUAAACAAACUGAUUAAGAAGAAGGGGGCUGAUUCAGUCUAAGCGGCUCCAGAGUUUUCGAUCGUAUAUUUAGCAUCCCUCUUUUGCCCCCUCUGCCCGUCCCUUCUGAGCGCGGAGCGGCAGAGGGAGGGACGGGAGAACCGGACGGACGGACCGGACCGUGAGGCUGCGCGUCUCCGCCGGUGGAUGAUCCACUGGAUGCGGGACGAUGGAUUGAGACAAUUCCUUGCCACUGCCGCCUUUUUUUUUUCCACCACCGACCCCCUGUCCACCUCGGGAUUAUUUCAUCUCUCACCGACCCCCUCUCCUUCCCUCUCGAGAUGACCGAGGAGUAUGUUUUGCGGUGCGUCCUGAUGCUCUGCUGCGCGCUGCUCUCGGCCAACGCGAGUAACUGGCUGUACCUGGCCAAGCUGUCGUCAGUGGGAAGCAUCAGGGAUGAGGAGACGUGUGAGAGGUUACGGGGACUCAUCCAACGACAGGUUCAGAUCUGUAAGCGCAGUGUGGAGGUGAUGGAUGCAGUGCGUCGAGGAGCCCAGCUGGCUAUCGACGAGUGUCAGUUCCAGUUUCGCAACCGUCGAUGGAACUGCUCCACGCUGGAGACCAUGCCUGUCUUUGGCAAAGUGGUCACCCAGGGCACUCGUGAGGCAGCCUUUGUGUAUGCCAUCUCAGCAGCCAGUGUGGCGUUUGCGGUCACAAGGGCCUGCAGCAGCGGAGAGCUGGAAAAAUGUGGCUGUGACCACAAUGUACAUGGAGUCAGUCCAGAGGGGUUCCAGUGGUCUGGCUGCAGUGAUAACAUUGCAUACGGUGUGGCCUUUUCUCAGUCGUUUGUUGAUGUGAGGGAGAGGAGUAAAGGCCAGUCCUCCAGCCGGGCUCUCAUGAACCUGCACAACAACGAGGCUGGAAGAAAGGCUAUUCUGUCCCACAUGCGUGUGGAGUGCAAAUGUCACGGCGUGUCCGGCUCCUGUGAGGUAAAGACCUGCUGGAAAUCGAUGCCCCCGUUCCGCAAGGUCGGGAACGUCAUCAAGGAGAAGUUCGACGGCGCCACAGAGGUGGAGCAACGCAAGGCGGGCACCACCAAAGUGCUCGUGCCUCGAAACUCCCAGUUCAAGCCCCACACGGACGAAGACCUCGUCUACCUGGAGCCCAGUCCGGACUUCUGCGACUUCGACCCACGGACGCCGGGGAUGCUCGGCACAGUGGGCCGCCAGUGCAACAGGACGUCGAAGGCCAUCGACGGCUGCGAGCUGAUGUGCUGCGGCCGCGGCUUCCAGACGCAGGAGGUGGAGGUGGUGGACAGGUGCAGCUGUAAGUUCCACUGGUGCUGCUACGUCAAAUGCAAACAGUGCCGCAAAAUGGUGGAGAUGCACACUUGCCGGUGAUCGGCGAUGGAGGCGCAGAGGGCAUGAUGAUGAACAAAACAAAACGCCCCCAUUACUCCUCUCAAAAUGCCAAGGUGAAAGAGUUCAAGGAGGGAUUGUGGAGUCGUUCUUCUCCUCCUUGAAACCACCCCGCCCUUCUACUACUGGUCAAAGGAAACACACAAAAGUGGCUGAGAUUUGAAUGUCAUCUUUUUUUCAUUUUACGCCACCAUCUUGGAUUUCAGUAGAUAAUGCAUGGGGAAUAUCCUACAAAAGCUAAAGAGGGAGUUUGUUUCUUCUCAAGUAGAGAGCAUCCUUCACUUUCUCCCUCCCUCCCUCUCUCACUCUCAUAUUUGCUUCGUCAUUGAUGCUUCUUAUUUUUGUAAUGUUUAACUUAUUUGUUGAGACUGAGGAGGGUUGAUGGGGGGUAUGGACCCGAAGAAGGAGCGGAUGAGUGGAGAUGAUAAGGGACAAACUGGACCCAUGGGUGGGGUUAAAGGGGGGUUGGGACGGGGUCAAGAGAGAGGGAUGUUUGCCCCUCUGUCCUUGCUGCUGAUGCUUUUGGGGAACUCAUUUGGACUGAUGGAUGUCAAAAAAGGGAGACACAGAGUCUGUUAGAAGAUGAACAACAAAAAAGGGGGACGCGUCACAGACGGACUUUCUGUGAUUUGCUUCCGUUGCGCUGAGGUUUCAGUUGCUGUCGAGUCAUUUAUUUUUAUUCCCCCGCGAUGCCCUGAUGCUGCUCCACGCAAAACACACUCACUCUGUUUUCAGUCAGGAGGAGGAUGAUGAUGGACAGGUGAAAGCCACGGUUAGCUUCCUUCUCAUUUUUUUUUUUCUGUAGGCCAGAAGCACUGGCAGGUGACGGGCAUCAGACACACCAAACACACACACACACACACCUAGCAAACAUGGCUUCAAAAGACACCUGUAUGCCGACAGCUGCUACCUACUAUAGAACCCCAGAUCCUUACAUCAAAAAAAAACAGCUCCAAGUUCAGAUUUAAGACGAUUCAUUACCAUUUCAGAGCAUCAUUUUGUGAAUUUCUUGAGAGAUCAUUUGGACCUUUUCCGUCAUGUUGCCUUCAGCCAAAUGCUACUUAAAUGCAAACCUGAGUAAACACAAAGACAUGCAUGCACCCGCAAACACACACAAAGUAAACACACACACACACACAAAGGGGUCUACCAGAGGGUUGCCAAGCAUGUUCAGCAUGCAUGAUGACUGAAGCACUUUCUCUCCAAGCGCACAUAGAGCCCUCGCCCCCCCACUUCAACAAACCAUAGAUUCCAAUUGUCCCGGUUCCUUACACACACACACUCGCACACACAGUUUGCAAUGCCACUGUCAGGAGAGUCUGUUGUUGUCUUGCACCUCCGCCAUAAAGCCAGGCUUUCCUAUAAUAAUGUGCUACCAUUAUAGAGACAUACUGUAGAUCUGUAAAGACUUAUACACUGAAGAAGACUAUACUGCCUAUGAAUGUAUGUUAAUACGGAAUAUAUGCUGUGUCAAAAUAUGACUUGUUGUCCCUUAUUUCAAAAAGAAACUGUGUGUGUCAUGUGUGUUUGUGUAUCUGUGGAAGAGAAAGAAUGCCACAAUAACAAGUUUUGCCUGGAGGGGAAGAAGGAACAUGACGGGAUAGAAAGAUGGAAAGUGAAGGGCUGCAGAUCCUAUUCCACCACCAAGCCCCGGGACACACUCCCACACACAGCCCUGCCGACAGACAUACACAUAUUUCAAUAAAAUCGGCCAUUUCCCGUGUCUUUCAGCUGCGUUAGUAUCUGGCCACAGAGAGCACUGCGCAGACUUUUCUUCGCGCGUGUGUGUGUGUGUGUGUGUAGCCUGUUUGUGUGAGGUACAUUACACCCCUGAGGUCCUUCCCUGCACCCCUGACACCUAUAAAACAUAAUUUAUGCGCCACAUAUCACAGCAUACAGUAUAACAACCUGAGAUAAAUGGAUGCGUGUCCUGCGGCGCUGGGAACCGCAGGUAGUGGCCGCUCGGGUUUCAGCACGCGCCUGAUUGGGUUUAAUGCUGAAGAGGGAACAGAGGCAGGAACACCGGGCUAGAACGGGGAUUACAGUGAAAUGCAGACCACAUGGCACAAGCUUUCCCCUCUUUCUGUCUCUAUCAAUAUCAUAGUUCACCCCCCGCCCGCCCCCCCCAACUCCAGCUUUCUGUCUUUCUUCUGCAAGAUCUCCGUCUAACGCUCCAGUCUGCUCCCCCUCUGCGGAAAGUGUAACCCAAACCCUUCUGGGUCUGCGACGGCGGGGAUCUGUCCUUCAUUAAGCCACUAUGAUGGCCCAGAUGAGGUGGGUGGUGGUGGCCACACUGAUUAGGACUGUCUGUGUAAGCUUGUGUUUGUGUGUGUCAGGCAGCCAGAUGUACGCCGAGGCAGUCGUCAGUCAGUCACUCAGAGAUCUCUAAUGCCUUUUGUGGUCCGCUGCGGUUGUGGCGGAGACAAGAAGCUGACAGCGGGGUUUUACCACUUAGCCUGUGUGUAUGUGGGAGUGUGUGUAGAAAUUAAGAUUCAACAAAUACGGAUUCAUGAAGGCUUAUACAAAUAUUUGGGGAAUUAAACUACUCAUAUUUUACAUUUUGUGCACACAGCUAGCUUCAACACAGACGUUUAACCAAAAUAUUUUUAAAAAUCCUUCUCUUUCUAGGACUCACAAUUUUGAGUGACAUGUCAGAAGCGAUAUAUGUUACACAGAAAUCAACUGUUUCCUUUCUUAUCGUGUGUUUCUUGUCGGUCCUGGAGAAUGUGCUUAACAAUGAGUUAGCCCUGCUUUGGGACCAGGAGACAGUUAUGCUCAAUUAGCCUAGCAUUGAUGAGUUUCUCUUUGACACACAUGGUCAUGAGAAGAUUAAAACGUUAGCCAUUGACUCUUCGUUGUCUUUUUUCAUAAUGUACCUGUAGACACAGGGGUGUUCACUUUGUACAAAAUAAAACACACCCUUUCCUAUUCAAUGCAGGUUUAGAGUUUAGUGCUUAAACUGUUCAGUAUUUAGUGGUCAGCAGCUAAGGGCGGCUAACGCUAGCUUCAAGCCUAUUCAACUUUAAGUGCAUGUUUCUGUCGUAACUUUGCACAACUUGUGUUCCUAUGACUCUUAAG